Molecule: messenger RNA, 982 nt
Organism: Neoarius graeffei (lesser salmon catfish)
Lineage: Eukaryota; Metazoa; Chordata; Actinopteri; Siluriformes; Ariidae
Product: receptor-type tyrosine-protein phosphatase eta-like
Exons: 4
Coding region: 293-982 (229 amino acids)
Molecular function (GO): protein binding
Source: RefSeq, a predicted model, not a curated record
UACUUGGUGCCCGAUGGCUGCUCCACCCAGUGCUGUAAAUUCAAACAACUUUCUUCCUUUAUCUCACUGUGAUACCUGACACUCUCUUGGACGGUUUGUGGCUGCGAGUUUUGGUAUUCUUUUAUUUCCUUUUUUUAUUGUUGAUCUAUUUGUUAAUUAUUUUUAGCGAACUUUUAAAACAUUACCAGUACUUGAACUGUCUUGCGCUCGAGGCGGAGCGUCCUUACAGAAGGAGGUGAGUUCGCAGCAGGAGCAAACUUCUAACGGGACUUAUGAGACCGAGACAGGCAUCAUGACCUGGCUUUCGUUAAGAAUGUUACUCCUUGUGACUCUCUUCAGCUUCUGUCGGCUUAAUCAGUUUGCUGAAGAAUCACGAAGUGUACCAGAUCCAGAUGUUGUCACCAAUCUCAUGGUCUCUAACAAAACCCCAUCAUCUGUGUCUCUAACCUGGAAUGAGCCAAAUGGAACCUGGUCCUACUUUAAUGUAAACUGGACUGAUGGCAGUGUGACUAACAGCAGUAACACUUCAAACACAUCUUACACUGUCACUGGUCUGACUGCUGGAGUGAACUAUACAUUCACUGUUACUACAGUAGCUGCAGAUGGACAGACUGCAGGAGCACCAACUCAAAUCUCAGCAUUCACAAAGCCAGAUGUUGUCGCCAAUCUCACUGUCUCAAACAAAUACACAUCAUCUAUGUCUCUAACCUGGAAUAAGCCAAAUGGAACCUGGUCCUACUUUAAUGUAAUCUGGACUGAUGGCAGUGUGACUAACAGCAGUAACACUUCAAGCACAUCUUACACUGUCACUGGUCUGACUGCUGGAGUGAACUAUACAUUCACUGUUACUGCAGUAGCUGCAGAUGGACAGACUGCAGGAGCACCAACUCAAAUCUCAGCAUUCACAAGUAAGUCCUGUGUUGUUGACACGUUUUCAUUUAAAAUAAAUGGAUAUAAACUAACACUCUACUACGCGCUAUAA